Molecule: messenger RNA, 657 nt
Organism: Ogataea philodendri
Lineage: Eukaryota; Fungi; Ascomycota; Pichiomycetes; Pichiales; Pichiaceae
Exons: 2
Coding region: 1-657 (218 amino acids)
Source: RefSeq, a predicted model, not a curated record
AUGGUUGGCCGGGUAUCUCUCGCUGAAGUAGGGCUCCAGGGCCAUCUUGGUGCCGAUAUCCAGUCCACGCUCCAGAGACGUUUCCAAAACACCAACCAGACUCUUCACAUCGGCCUGGCCCAUGUUCAGACCCUGGCCGGCCAGCGGAUGCGUCUUUCCAGUUCCAGCGGAUAUCCACCAGCCUCCUCCGGACUGAGCUUAUCGUUGAAAAGCUGGAGUCUCCAAGCGACUUCCUCCGCCACAAUUUCUGGCUUCGAGGCCGCAACCUUGAUCAAAUACUCCAGCUCCUCGACAGGGAGCUUCACCGCAGCGUUCACCAUAGCCAGGAACUUGUCUUCGUCCAGUUUCAUCAAGAUGUCGGAAUUUUCCGGCGUCGUUGACCACACGAGCGUGGUCCAGUUGUCUGGUAGCGGCAACAGGGCCACAGGACCGGUGGGCAGGAACCGUUGCCAGCCCGUUGGGUGUCUAAAUUCGCCGUCCUUGAAUUUCAUGGUUGCAACAAUACCCCAACGGUUGUACAUCCAUCCACGGCUCUCGAUCUGUGCAAACUUGCGUGCCGGCGAAUUGAACCCGUCGCAGCCCACCAACAACCGUGUUUGGAUCGACUCGCCGUUCGACAGCUGCAAAACAGGCCAUCCGAUUUUCUCGUCCGCUUGA